UAUCUUCUUUUUCUUUUUCAUCAUUUGAUCUGGAAAGUAAAGCUAACCCCAUUAAAGCCAACACACAAACAACUCAAAAAAAAAAAAAACAUUCUAGUAUUUCUUUCUUGCACUAAGGUCGAUACACCUCCAGACAAAUCUCUCAACCUUUUUAGUUUUUUUUUCUUCUCAGAAUUAUGGAGUCUACUCAAUGGUCGACGCAUGAGGAAAUUGGAGUAGUGAAAUCAUCGAUGGGUGCAGAAAUAAUAAAUAAGAAGGUGAGGCCAGUGAAGGAUGGGGCAAUAAAUUGUCCAAGGUGUAAUUCAACAAAUACAAAGUUUUGUUACUACAACAACUAUAGCCUAACUCAACCAAGAUAUUUUUGCAAGACUUGUAGAAGGUAUUGGACUGAAGGUGGAACUCUAAGGAAUGUUCCUGUUGGUGGUGGUUCGAGAAAAAACAAAAGAUUAUCCUCCUCCUCUUCUUCCCAAAAGCUCCCUGAUCUGAACCCUAAUCCCUCUAGUCAUCAUCAAAACCCUAAUAAUAUUGUAAUUGGAAGUAACCAAGAUCUUAGCCUCGGAUUUCGAACUGUGCCACAAGAUCAUCACACGUCGUUCCAUGGUGUUAUUCCUCAGUUUCUUGAAUUCCCAAAGAUGGAUGGAAGCAACAAUCAUCUAGGUAGCACUCAAAUUUCAGCUCUGGAGCUGCUUAGGACUGGAAUAGCCUCAAGAGGGUUUACUUCAUUCAUCUCCUCAGCAUCAACACCAGAUUUGAAUGCUUUAUACAAUUCAGGUUUUCCAUUUCAAGAAUUAAAGCCUAGUGCUGGUAGUACUGAUCAUGCAGCUUCUUUAAGUAAUAGUAAUUAUUCAAGUGGUGGGCCAGGGGGUCUAGAAAAUGGAUCAGGUGCAAGAAUAAUGUUCCCUCUAGGAGGAUUAAAGCAACUUUCAAGUACAAAUCAAGUUGAUCAUCUGACUAAGGGACAGGAGAAUAAUAAUUCAACUGCUGGUUUAUAUUGGAGUGGGAUGAUAAGUGGUACUGGAGGAUCUUGGUAAAUUAAAGAAACAUGAAUAAUGUGCACACAGAUCUCUUUUUUCUUUUUUCACGUUAAUCCAGACUUCACGUGUGAGAUUACACUGGGUUGAGUAUGUUGUUGUUAUACGUGCUUAGGUUACUGAUAAUUUGUUUGUUCAUGUUUAAUUAGAACUAAGUACGUACUAACAUAUAUAGUAGAAGAUAUAGUUGAUCUGGUUAUAUUGUUGUUAAUUUGUACUAGGAUUAUUUUGAGAUUAGGGAAGCUAGCUUGAUUAAAGUAAGCUUCUAGGGUUUCUGUACUAGCAUGUAUGUACUAUAUAUGAUCAAUUAUAAUUACCGCCUAUAUUAUUAGCUA
Molecule: messenger RNA, 1366 nt
Organism: Solanum pennellii
Lineage: Eukaryota; Viridiplantae; Streptophyta; Magnoliopsida; Solanales; Solanaceae
Product: dof zinc finger protein DOF2.5-like
Exons: 3
Coding region: 177-1031 (284 amino acids)
Biological process (GO): regulation of DNA-templated transcription
Molecular function (GO): DNA binding; DNA-binding transcription factor activity
Source: RefSeq, a predicted model, not a curated record